Messenger RNA from Mya arenaria, 1089 nucleotides. RefSeq names its product G-protein coupled receptor dmsr-1-like. Gene Ontology annotation, molecular function: G protein-coupled peptide receptor activity. Lineage: Eukaryota; Metazoa; Mollusca; Bivalvia; Myida; Myidae. Gene Ontology annotation, biological process: G protein-coupled receptor signaling pathway. Gene Ontology annotation, cellular component: membrane. The record is from RefSeq and is a predicted model, not a curated record. Bases 1 to 1089 code for a protein of 362 amino acids. The transcript has a single exon.
AUGGCGACAAACGAAACAAUAAAUAGCAGUGAACAGAUAGAAAAAAGUGCAUUAGCAGUUUUUGGAGGCUGGUUCACAUCCAUCCAUGGCUAUUCAAGCCUUACCGUAUGUUUUUUUGGAAUACCGACAAAUCUCAUCAACAUAUCAGUAUUAUCACGGAUUGAUAUGCGCAACCCAACGAACGCCCUACUUUGCUGGUUGGCAGUGGCAGACUUGUUGACUAUGGUUCCUUACGUACCUUUUGUGAUUCAUUUCUAUUGUGCCUUUGAUCCUUACGACUAUUCACCGGAAAAGUUUACAUUUCCCUGGGCAGUAUAUAUGCUCUUUCUUAUCAACUUUGUUGCAACGACACAUACAAUAUCAAAUUGGCUAGGUGUCUCAUUGGCCGUGUUCAGAUUUGUUCAACUACGCUCUACUACAAAAGGGCCCGUCGCAAAAAGACGACUGUAUAGCACAAUACUCAAAGUGAUUACAGGAGUAUACGUAUGUUCAUGCCUUGUGCUCGUACCAAAUUACAUGUCGAACAAAAUCGUGGAAUAUACUGACAUAACCACCAACAAAACCGCGUUCUUCAUCGAAGAUAUUAAACUGGGCACAAACGAUACCAAACCAAUCGUUUUAGUCAAUGUGUUAACAUAUUCAAUAUUGACAAAGAUUGUUCCUUGCAUUUUGAUGACAGUUUUCAGUGGAAGCCUUUUAAUAAGCCUCAACCUCAGUGGCCGCCAAAGACGCCAACGUCUUUCUGUAACAUCAAACAACGCCCGGCGAGAAAACAGGCAGGCGAAAACCACUCGAAUGUUACUGGUUGUGAUUAUCUUAUUUUUGGUGACAGAAUUUCCACAUGGUUUGCUUAUUCUCAUUAGUACAGUUGUUCCUAAAUUUUACCAAAACGUAUAUACGCCUCUUGGUGAUCUGAUGGACCUAGUAGCGUUGGUUAACAACGCUAUAAACUUCCUCCUUUACUGUAUCAUGAGCACCCAGUUUAGAACAAAGUUCUUAGAAAUGUACUUCAAUAAACUGUCGUCAUUCGAAGACAGGGAAAGGAAUCAGCUCACAACAUCCUUGAACAUAACAACUACUUCAGUGUGA